Argiope bruennichi is the source of this 648-nucleotide messenger RNA. RefSeq names its product acyl carrier protein, mitochondrial-like. Bases 98 to 541 code for a protein of 147 amino acids. Gene Ontology annotation, biological process: fatty acid biosynthetic process. Gene Ontology annotation, cellular component: mitochondrion. The record is from RefSeq and is a predicted model, not a curated record. NCBI's taxonomy places the organism in Eukaryota, Metazoa, Arthropoda, Arachnida, Araneae, Araneidae. Gene Ontology annotation, molecular function: acyl carrier activity; acyl binding. The transcript is spliced from 5 exons.
CAUAGUUACCAUCUGCAGUCUCAUCUGUACCCCGAGACUCUUAAGUUUGUAAACAAACAAAUUUUGGGUAGAAGUGUGAAAUAAAAUCUAGAUAAAAAUGCUUACUUAUUCUGUUAUUAGUAAUUUUGCUAGAAGAACUAAUCGUUGUCUACCCAUCGCUUCUAAUAUUUUUCUAAACAAAAGAAAUUAUUUAAAACUACACGGCUCCAGACUCCUUAAGGGUAAUACGAAGGCAUUGAUUGUACCAUCAAUUUCCCCUGUCCGAAUGGGUGGUUCUUUCCAUAUGCCUUACACUUUAAAUCAUAUUGAAGAACGAGUUCUCCUGGUCUUGAAAUUAUAUGAUAAGAUCAAUCCAGACAAUUUAUCAGCGAAUUCCCACUUUACACAAGAUUUAGGACUGGACAGCUUAGAUCAUGUUGAAAUUAUUAUAGCAAUGGAAGAUGAAUUUGAUUUUGAGAUUCCAGAAGAACAUCAUAACAGACUGAUGAGGCCUAAAGAUAUAAUUAGAUAUGUUGCUGACCGAUUUGAUAUUUAUGAAUAGGGGAACAAGCGACAAAAUUCUAGAAUAUUUCUGAAGAUUGAUAAGGAGGUGUUGUAGUUGUAAAACUUUUAGUUUGUUUUGAAAUAAAAAAAAAACUGUAAAUGUUA